This is a messenger RNA of Histoplasma capsulatum G186AR, 4298 nucleotides long. Its product is annotated as IQ and HECT domain-containing protein. Bases 1 to 3861 code for a protein of 1286 amino acids. Gene Ontology annotation, biological process: ubiquitin-dependent protein catabolic process; protein polyubiquitination. Gene Ontology annotation, molecular function: ubiquitin protein ligase activity; protein binding. The transcript has 4 exons. The record is from RefSeq and is a predicted model, not a curated record. Lineage: Eukaryota; Fungi; Ascomycota; Eurotiomycetes; Onygenales; Ajellomycetaceae.
AUGAGAGUCAAGGUGUUCGGUGUCAGCGAUUACAUAUCUGUGGUUCCAGCCGAUGACGAUGUUGCAAUGUUUCCGCGCAACACACGGAAACACCUUCAUCCAACCUCCAAGCUUCUCGAAAGUGCUGCACCCUCAUCGCGAGACAACACUACCCUGGACAUUGCCACCUUCUUUGAUAGCAUCAGCAUGUCCAGACCGCGACAGGUCAACCUCUCAAACCGACCAACGAACCCUGUGUCCGCAUACUCUUCGGGACGUCAUGGUCAAGCCGGUCAGGGCACACAAGCAACCAUUGCCCUCGCUCAGCAGGAACGCCGCCAACGACAACUAGACCGGGAGCGCUUGCAGGCAACCUACAUUCUACAACGCACAUGGAGGGGAUACAAGGCCCGGAAAGCCGCAAAGGACUCUUGGAGAACAGAGUGGGAUAAUGUGGAACGUAAUAGAGGGCCAGAUGCGAGACCCGGUUCCGAUGGAGACGCGCUGGUGUGGAUGGGUAUGCCGCAGCCCUAUGCGGACCCUACGGAUUGUUUAUCUCAGCUGAGGAAGCUGUUGUGUUUCAUUUGGAUUAAAGACCGGGAUGACUGGGCACGGCUAUCAUAUUUUGCAAAGUCUUUCCAAAUGACUUUGGAAGAGGCUCCUGUCCUGCAACCUGAUGGAGAAUGGCCGCCCACCCUUCGCCGCCUUGGAGUGGUUACUCUCCAGUUCCUUGCGACAACUCCCUCGUCGGUGCCGUCUGUGUCGUUGGUUAAUGAUUUCCUCCAGCUUAUAACGUUUCUUUCUACUUUGUUACCAACACAGAUGACUCGACUAGCUGAACGGUACUAUUCUGCAUUAACGGCCAUAACUUUAAACCUCCAGACGUCGCUGAAUACUAGUCAAACCAGAGACAUGGUCGUUAGAAGUGUGCUUGCCCUUCUUCAGCCUAUCACAUCGGAAACGCUCGAUGCCUACGGGUGGUUCGGACGAGUCUUUUUAGCCAUCCCGUCUCUUGACCGCCACCUUGGAGGGCUAGAUGACCUCGCCGCGGGAGUAAACUAUAAACUUCUGGCCUCCGCGAUAGAUUCACAUAUCCCGCCAUGUGCAAAUUCUUUUUCCGAGCCAAUAGACGUCGACAGACGAUUGUGGCUGCUCUCCUAUUUCAUCUACUUCCAUCGACACGCACAAGGUGAUGGUGUAGUCAAGCAAGCCCCUGAGACUUUGUUUGUCAAGGCCGUUUCGGGACUGCUAAGCCCUAUAGCUGGUGAAGUAUCUCGUCGUCUUGGUGGCGAGGAAAAGACCCAGGCUGAGCUACUUCCCCCCUUUGUUCGAAGUCAACUCUACACACUACUCGACCAGCACAGCAUUACACACCUUCUGAGCCACGCAGCACCAAAUCGACUUCCGACUGUCAACAGUAACAGUUCUCAGCUACACCUACAAGCAUCAAAAGAUGUAAAGGCCCUAGCGGCCUAUGCACUGACACUCUUAAGGGUUUUCCCGAAGCGAGGUGAUGAAAUACGCAUGUGGCUUUACUUGGGUUCUGCUAUGGAAACAGGAACAGGUGGAGAUUCCACUUCUGGUCGGCUACCUGCCAUCAAGUACUUUUGGAACGCAUCUAAAUCAACAAGGGUAUUUCUAAAUAUAACACAAAACUCGCGCGAUGUCCUUGCAAUGCUUCAGACAGGCUCUGCACUUAGCUCCCAGGGCGGUCCAAUCGCCGAACAGAGUAGCGACCGAGAACAAGAAUGGACAGUUAUUCUGCUGUUUCUUGAGCUUUAUACCUUUCUCCUGAAAGUUUUGGACGAUGAGGAAUUCUUUUCUGCCACUCCUUCGCUAGGCAAACCUUCAAAAUCCAAUGCUUCCUGGACACAAGAAAGCGCACUACCACUAGACGAUGUUAGGAAUCUAACCCUUUUCUUGAAGAACUUGGCGUUCACACUAUAUUGGAACUCAGCGGAUUUGACCUCUACAAAUAUAGAUCCUUCAGACACCGACGGCAUUCGAAAUUACUUUAGCAUCCGUUCUCCGCCACUGGAGCCGGUUCACUCAAACCUGAAAUCUAAGAGGAGUACUUUAGUAAGCGUUACCGGGAUACCUCUCGAUUAUUUUAAAGGGUUGGUUACAGGUUUGUUACGCAUGGUGCACGAGAGAGAUUCAAGACGGAAAUUUUUGCCUGAUAGCCAUUGGCUUAUGGUCGACCGUUUUGAUAUGGAAGGGUUCAUUCCCACGGUCGUCGCUGAGGAAGAAAAUAGACAUCAGCUCCAAGAUUACGACGAGGACGAUGAUGACAACGAUGAUGAGGCACUCAAUGAAACAAUGGAAGAUGAUUAUGAUCAUUUCCCGGUGUUAGUAGGAACUGGGAGGGCUCACCACCUUCGCCGGAUCGAGGAGCUUAGAAAACGACAACAACAAGUCGCAAGGAGGAAAGAGCUCGAGGCUGUUGCUCCACGACUAGAAAUUUUGAGGAACAUACCAUUCUUCAUACCGUUCGCCACCCGUGUUCAGAUAUUCCGGGAGUUCAUCUUCAGAGAUCAAGUUCAAAGGAGACGGGGCUUUAUUGACCCUGACUCCUGGCGCUUGUCCGUUGCUCAUAGCUUGAUGGGAUUGAGCAAUGAUGGUAUGUCCAGGGGACAUGACAUCUUGAGCAAGCAUCAUGCGAACAUAAGACGAGAGUCCUUGUUCCAGGACGCGUUCGAUAAGUUCUAUGAGCUAGGUGAUGGCUUGAAGGAACCGAUACAAAUUUCGUUUAUCGACAAAUUCGGCACGCCCGAAGCAGGAAUCGAUGGCGGCGGGGUCACCAAGGAAUUUCUGACGAGCGUCAUUAGUGACGCUUUCAACCCUUCGGAGCCCUCCAGCCUUUUUAUCGAAAACGAUCAGCACCUGCUGUACCCGAACCCUACACUCAUAGAGCAGCGAAAGGCUCAGCUCCGACGGCAAGGAGUCCCCGAAAGAAGCCCCACCAUGAACGCAGAGGUUAAGGAAAUAUUGAAACGGUAUGAGUUUCUAGGCCGUAUCAUCGGAAAAUGUCUAUACGAGGGAAUUUUAGCGGAUGUCAGCUUCGCGGGGUUCUUUCUUUUAAAAUGGGCCCUGACUGGGGGGACGAGUUCGGCGCGGAAAGAGUCUUCUUAUCGUGCCAAUCUCAAUGAAGUACGGGAUCUCGACGAAGGCCUGUAUCAAGGCCUGCUCCAACUGAAAAACUACCCAGGAGAUGUCGAAGACUUCGCUCUAAAUUUCACCGUAACAGAUACCAUAGCCGUCCCCAUCGAAAAACCAGACGGCACGAUUGAAACAAUCACAGAAAACAUAACCAAAGAUCUCAAACCGCACGGCUCCGAGAUCCCUGUGACGAACCAAAACCGACUCGUCUAUAUCUCCUACAUCGCUCGCCACCGCCUCCAAGCACAGCCUUAUCUACAAACCAACGCCUUCCUCCAGGGCCUCGGCACCAUCAUCCAACCCUCCUGGCUAUCUAUGUUCAACCAGUCCGAGCUCCAAACCCUCGUCGGCGGAGACACGGGUGAGAUUGACGUAGCCGACCUACGGCGGAACACUGUCUACAGCGGCAGCUACGUGAUUGGCGACGAUAACCAGGAACAUCCCACGAUCAAGCUAUUCUGGGAGGUGCUGCAGACGAUGACGAAUGCGGACCGGCAGAAGUUAUUGAAAUUCGUGACGUCGACGCCUCGAGCGCCGCUGCUGGGUUUCAGCCAUUUGAAUCCGCGGUUUAGCAUACGCGAUUCGAGUGCAGAUGAGGAGCGGUUGCCCAGCACAAGCACGUGUGCAAAUUUACUGAAACUACCCCGGUAUACACGCCUCGACACGCUGAGGGAGAAACUGAUGUAUGCGAUUAAUGCAGGGGCAGGGUUUGAUUUGAGUUGAGUUCAGUUUAGACGAAAUGGGACUUGGGCCUUUUCUCUCUUUCUUCAUUUUCUUUCUUCUUUCUCCCUCUCCCCCCGUCUCGUGGCACAUUGAAGUUGGGCUUUUAUUUUACUUUAUUUUUUCAAGCUCCCUCCCUCUAAUGGAAUGCCUAGACGACAGGUUGGCAAUAAAGACUAAUGGAAAGGCCUGACAAAUAUAUACUUGUGAGGUUAAUGUCGCUAAGCAAGCAUUGUUCUCUGAUAUCACAACUGGGAGACUGGCAAUUUUCCUCUUUAUUUUUUAUUGAACUUUAUCAUCAUGAUCAUAUUUUCCACAGAGUGGGGCAUGGCUUGCCAGCGUUAUGCUCAUUUUUGUUUAAUAUUCUAGCUAGCGUUUCCUUCUCUUUCCAAACAAACAAAAAUAUCGCCAAUGGUUGCUUGUUGCUUGUUCUAAUUGUC